GGCGGAGCCAGUGAGAGAGGGCGGGUCGGGGUCAGCUGCUGUAGGCGGGCGGGUGCGGGGAGCUGUGGGCGGCCGCCGCGUCUCUGGCCGCCGCCCUCCCUCCGCCACGAUGCCGGGGAUCGACAAACUGCCCAUCGAGGAGACGCUGGAGGACAGCCCGCAGACAAGGUCUUUACUGGGUGUAUUUGAAGAAGAUGCCACAGCUAUUUCCAAUUAUAUGAACCAGUUGUAUCAAGCCAUGCAUCGGAUUUAUGAUGCACAGAAUGAAUUAAGUGCAGCAACACACCUGACUUCAAAACUUUUAAAAGAAUAUGAAAAACAGCGUUUUCCACUGGGGGGCGAUGAUGAAGUUAUGAGUUCUACUUUGCAACAGUUUUCAAAAGUCAUAGAUGAGCUUAGCUCUUGUCAUGCGGUACUUUCAACACAGCUUGCUGAUGCCAUGAUGUUCCCCAUUACCCAGUUUAAAGAAAGAGAUCUGAAAGAAAUAUUGACAUUAAAGGAAGUGUUUCAGAUUGCUAGUAAUGAUCAUGAUGCUGCAAUUAACAGAUACAGCAGAUUGUCAAAAAAAAGGGAAAAUGACAAGGUGAAGUAUGAAGUAACAGAAGAUGUCUACACAUCCAGGAAAAAACAACACCAGACCAUGAUGCAUUAUUUUUGUGCAUUAAAUACUCUUCAGUACAAAAAGAAAAUAGCAUUGUUAGAACCUCUACUUGGGUACAUGCAAGCUCAGAUAAGUUUCUUUAAGAUGGGUUCUGAAAAUCUCAAUAACCAACUGGAAGAAUUCUUAACUAAUAUUGGAACAAGUGUUCAGAAUGUUCGCAGGGAAAUGGACAAUGAUGUAGAGACCAUGCAGCAGACAAUAGAGGAUUUGGAAGUAGCAAGUGACCCCCUAUAUGUGCCUGACCCAGAUCCCACAAAAUUUCCUGUUAGUCGAAACUUAACCCGAAAGGCUGGAUACCUUAAUGCUAGGAAUAAAACAGGCUUGGUGUCAUCGACCUGGGACAGACAGUUUUACUUCACACAGGGUGGAAACCUAAUGAGUCAGGCCCGUGGGGACGUAGCAGGAGGCCUGGCCAUGGACAUAGACAACUGUUCAGUAAUGGCUGUGGACUGUGAAGACAGGCGAUACUGUUUUCAGAUCACUUCUUUUGAUGGCAAAAAGUCUUCAAUUUUGCAAGCAGAGAGUAAAAAAGACCAUGAAGAGUGGAUCUGUACAAUAAAUAACAUAUCUAAACAAAUAUAUUUAAGUGAAAACCCAGAGGAAAUUGCUGCACGAGUAAAUCAGUCAGCUUUGGAAGCUGUCACUCCUUCCCCAUCUUUUCAGCAGAGGCAUGAGAGCCUGCGGCCAGCAGGACAGUCUCGGCCUCCGACAGCGCGAACCAGCAGUUCAGGAUCCUUAGGAUCUGAGUCCACAAAUUUGGCUGCCCUCUCUCUAGAUUCUCUCGUUGCCCCAGACACCCCAAUACAGUUUGACAUCAUUUCUCCUGUGUGUGAAGAUCAGUCUGGCCAGGCAAAAACCUCUGGCCAGGGAGGCAGACGUACAAAUCCAUUUGGAGAAUCUGGAGGAGGUACAAAAUCUGAAACUGAAGAUUCGAUUCUUCAUCAGUUGUUUAUUGUCCGAUUCCUUGGUUCUAUGGAGGUGAAAUCAGAUGACAAUCCAGAUGUUGUUUAUGAAACAAUGCGCCAAAUCUUAGCUGCCCGGGCCAUCCAUAACAUCUUUCGUAUGACAGAAUCACAUUUAUUAGUCACUUGUGAUUGCUUAAAGUUAAUUGAUCCACAGACACAGGUUACAAGGCUCACGUUUCCAUUACCCAGUGUAGUUUUGUAUGCUACACACCAGGAAAAUAGGAGGCUUUUUGGAUUUGUUCUUCGCACCUCAGGAGGGAGAAGUGAAAGUAAUCUGUCAUCAGUCUGCUAUAUAUUUGAAUCAAACAACGAGGGUGAAAAGAUUUGUGAUUCUGUUGGACUGGCAAAACAGAUAGCUUUGCAUGCAGAACUGGAUCGCAGGGCAUCAGAAAAACAAAAAGAAAUAGAGAGAGUAAAAGAGAAGCAACAGAAAGAACUCAGUAAACAAAAACAAAUUGAAAAGGACUUAGAAGAACAAAGUCGGUUGAUAGCUGCUUCCAGUAGACCAAACCAAGCCAGUAAUGAGGGGCAGUUUGUUGUCCUUAGCAGUAGCCAGUCAGAAGAGAGUGAUUUGGGAGAAGAAGGAAAGAAGAGAGAAUCAGAAGCAUAAACUAAUCCUUACUUUUUGGUUGAUGUUCCCCUCCCCCCCCACCCAGAAUUUGUUGACAGUUUCUAUGGUGAAAUGGCACAAGGUUACAACAAUGUUGAACUGUCAAGGAGGAGACUAAAAUUUAUAUUUGCUUGUUUAUUUUAACUUCAUUUUUUAAACUAAGAUUGACCUUGAUAACUUAGGUUUGCAUUGAUUUUUUUUUCUCCUUAGAAGUAAUACACUAUGCAGUAACUUCCGAUUCCACAUGUCUAAAAGAAACCUGUUCAUAUCCCUGAAGUAGAUUGCUGAGGAAUUACAGUUGCUCAAGCCUUUUCUUCCUUCAGAUUGUGAACUUACCACCUUGCAUUGUAAUUGGCUGUGACCACGAGAAGUCAUUUAUUCUACAGCUUCAGAUACAGAUAUGCUCCCUCUCUCUCAUUAGCAACAUUUUGCUGGCAGUGAGGAAGCUUUUGACUGAAUAGGUUUAAAAUCCUUAUACAGAGAAUUUUACAAGUUUGCAAAUAUUUUAACAAUGUUAAAUGUGCAAUAGAACUUUUACAAAAUAAUUAGAAUAGAGAUUUUAGAUUUAAGGUUUCAAAUUGUGGCAGGUGGUACUGUUGAUUUCAGGGCAUUUUCUUGGAUUGUCCGAAUUUCCCUGAUGUACUACACCUGAUGCCAAUGGGAAAGAAGCUUAAGUGUCUUUAGUUCAAGAUUGCUACAGCCCUUGGCAUUUUAUUAUCACAUUCUUAGUUCUCAGGUUGGGACUUGAAUUAUUGCUGCAGAGCAGUAAUGGUUAAAAUAAGAUUUUGGAAUUUAUUAAAAGGGAUUUUUUGUUGUUCAGAUAUAUAGAUUAGGAUUUACAUGUAAAGAUGUUACAGGAUAAAUUGUAUUUUCUGCAUUAUAUGAAAUAAUUUUUAUUGAAAAUCAAGCGACAUUUAGAAAGAAGUUCUAUAGCAAUUAUGUUUCCUGCUUAAAGUAAAAAUUCCCAGAAUUUAGUUUAAAAAUGUAAUCUUUUAAAUUUCAGACUGAAACCCACAGUAUUUUCAUAAUUCCAUGUUUUUAUAAAAUUCUGAUCACCACUUUAUAUCCAUGAAGGCAAAUAAUAUAUGAGAAUAGAAUAAUUUGCACUAAUUAUUGUAAAUACUUGUCCUCUUUAAAUGAGUAGAGUAAAAGGUCUAACUCCAUGAAAGGUUGAAAAGCAGUUGAGUGCUUGGUAUAGGAGAGUCAACCCAGGUAGUAUUUUAACCUGGUGCCAGGGUUAAAAUGACAUUUCUCUACUGCCUAAUUCUGUCACGACUUGAUUUUUUUUUUAACUUGGAUUUUUAACAUUGCUGAUAGAAAUUAUGUUCCUGUGUUUCACAUGUAAAAGUAUAUAUGGCCAAGUUAAAUAUAUUGAAUAAAAUAUUUUACAUAGUCAUGCAUUUAAAAUAUUCAAGAGAUUAGCCACUAAGACUGAUUUUACAUGGGAAAAGCCUUUUGUUAUUUGACAUAUAGUUUUUUUCUUCUUAGUUCUUAUUUAGAAAUGGCAUCUAGUUCUCACAAUAUAGUGUGGCGGUUUCACACUGUAUAUACAUUAUUUUCUGUAGGAAUGGGAUAGAUAAUUACACAUAGGAUCAUGAUUUUUUUAAAUCAUGUGCCAAAUGGGAAUAAUAAUUAAUAAUCAUUAUUUUGAAGCCUUAUGUUACCAAAACAUAUAGUAAAAAAGUAAAACUUUAUGGAAUACUUUUUAAAAAAAGUUUAUUUUGUCCUUGCUAAAGGGAAUGCUUUCACAAGUAGUUUGUGUAUAUCAUUCCUUUUGUAGAAAUUGAAAUUUCUUCUGUGAUCAGCAUUUGCUUAGUCAUGGCAGGUCCUGCUUUUAAGACCUUUUUGAGAAUUAGUAAGCUUUUUGUUUCAGUAAGUCGUUUGCUUAUUCUAUAAAGUUGUCACCUCACUUAGUUCAGGUGUAACUUGUCAGCCACCAUGCAAGGAAGGUGGUCAGCAUUAGGAGGUGGUUUUGCUAGGAUGGUGCUUUGCGUGGUAGCCUAGUGCUGCCCUUGGUGGGCACUCUGGGUCAAAGUGUAGGCUAAAGUUAAGGGUACCGGCAGACUUAGGGAUGCUGGACAGACUUGUGGCUCCUUUUCAGUCAUGUUUUGAUAGGAAUUUCCACAAUAACACACCCAUGUCCAUAGGUCAGACCAAAAUGCAUUCCAGUGCCAAAUAGAAGUCAUGUGUGGAUUUAACAAUUUUAGAUGAUUCAACUUCUGUUCACUUACUGUAGAACCAUUUGAACUAUUCCAUUACUGCAGAUAUUUAAGCAUCAACUUUAAUAAAUUCUGUUUUGUUUAAAUAAGGCUCCCUUGGGGCUUCCUAGGUGGUGCAGUGGUUAAGAAUCCGCCUGCCAAUGCAAGGGACACAGGUUCGAUCCCUGCUCCAGGAAGAUCCCACAUGCCAUGGAGCAACUAAGCCCGUGUGCCAAAAAAACAAAAAACAAAACAAACAAACAAACAUAAAUAAAUAAGGCUCCCCAUGGAUUUCUGCAUAAUGUUAAAGCUGCAUAAAGCUGAUCUUUGUUACCCUUUGAAAUCCCUUCAAGCUUUUGGAUGCUUUGGUGGUAAUUUAAUUAUAUUUGGGAAUAUCUCAGAUUCAAACUUGCACUUAAUGGUUUUUAGAAAUUAACAAAACUGAUUGUUUAAAAGAAAAGAAAUUAAGUCUCCCUAAUUCUGCUAGGCACUCUUACUACCUAUGUCAACAGUACUUUUGUAACUAUGGUAAUGAAGUCAAUAGAUAGGACACUAAUUAUUCCUUUUCCCUUGUAAAAUUGAGAAAAUUUGCUAACAAGGGGCUGAAACUAUUACCUUGAACACAGUUCCCAGUCUAGUUUUUGCCAUGUCUACAAUGAUUACUUUGUGUUUAAUUUCAAAAGACUUGUCAGAUUCCACAGUCUAGAGGUGGUAUAUUUAUGUUACCUUUAUGCUUCAGAAAAGGACAGUAGGGUGUGCAUGCCGUUCUGCGUAACAUGUAAUCAUGUGUGGUAAAGGCAUCUGAGUUGAUUUUGAGUUAUACAUAGGAACUGCAAGUAUUUAAGGUUUGAAUCUUCUUAUACAUGCUGACAGACCCUAAGAGCCUGUGUUUUGCAAAACCUCUGCCACCCAAAUUAAUAAAAUGAAAAUAUUAACAUUGGUUUUGAUAACAACCUAGCAUUCAAACUGUACUUUAAAUAUUCAAACACACUGAUUGUAGCAAGCAAGCUUUUGACUUUAUUUUUAUCAAGUUUGGCUUACUCUUCUUUCAUGAGAUUUUUUUCUUCUGUAUUAAUAAUACAUAAAAAUUGAAACUGGAAUUAGAUUAUACUUUUUAACAAAUCUCUUGUGGCUGUACUCAUAUGUAGUUUACUUAGGUUAAUAUGAGAACUGGGGAUUAAGUUAUAACUAAUGUGCAAAACCGCUUUGUAUAUUUGGUGAUUUUGUAAUGUAAGUGAAUUGGUUAAUUCUUAUUUCACUGAUAUUAUUAAUCAUGCAUAUACAAUGAAAAAUUAUGCUACAUUUCCCUUUAGAAUUAAAUUUGAAGAACUUGACUUUAUGUAAUGGUGGUAUACAUGUGGAGUGGAGAACUUAUUUUUUCAUUUUGUCAAAAUAAGUAUUCCUGACAAGGCUUCAGGAAAUAUGCUGUUAGGAGAUUUUUAAUGUAUAAUAAAGUCCAUGAUUUUUUUUUAUAGUC
This is a messenger RNA of Hippopotamus amphibius kiboko, 5911 nucleotides long. RefSeq names its product adaptor protein, phosphotyrosine interacting with PH domain and leucine zipper 1 (gene APPL1). Gene Ontology annotation, molecular function: identical protein binding. Gene Ontology annotation, cellular component: endosome membrane; cytoplasm. Lineage: Eukaryota; Metazoa; Chordata; Mammalia; Artiodactyla; Hippopotamidae. Gene Ontology annotation, biological process: signaling. Bases 110 to 2236 code for a protein of 708 amino acids. The record is from RefSeq and is a predicted model, not a curated record. The transcript is spliced from 22 exons.